This is a messenger RNA of Symbiodinium sp. CCMP2456, 690 nucleotides long. NCBI's taxonomy places the organism in Eukaryota, Dinophyceae, Suessiales, Symbiodiniaceae. The record is from the annotation of a GenBank genome assembly.
AUGAAGUCGCUGCGUACCAUACUGGAUGGUCCCGGUGGCCUCAGUGCGACAGCUAUGUCGAUGGAUGCCCCCGCUGCAGCAGUCUGGUGGUUCAUGCGCCAAGAUGCCGAUGAGCUUGGCCAACAUCUGGCUAGCACCUGCGAGCUUCUCAAGGAGCACGAGGUGAAGUCGAAGCAGAUCCUUACACUGCAGUCGCAGUUGGAUGAAGCCAGUGCCAGGCGCGGCUGGAACAACCCGGAGUUCCACCACCAGACGGUCCACGUUCAGGUGAAUGGUGUGCCUGGCCGGUUGGUGCGCAUUUGCUGUCCCGGGGUGCGUCAUCAGGACAUUGAGGUGAAGCUACUGCCCAAUGGAUGCCACAUCGCCUUGACCCGGCCGGCGAUGCGAGGCCUCAAGGAAGCCCGGUGGCAGAAGACGCUACAGUUCGACUUCCGCGAGGGCUUCUUUGAGUUCGUGGAGGCAUCAGGGGAUCAGAUGCAGCUGGAGCUUGGCUACCUGACUCUCCUUUUCCGCGAGACGCAUUAUCAGGAUCGCACGAUUCGCUUCGCACAGCACUUCAGCAUGGAUGCCUUUGACCACGAGCUGCCGGCGAAGGACCAGGGCGAUGAGUGCGCAUCCUCGAAGAGCACGGCCGGGCAGUUCUCCGAAGAGAGGCACCGGACGACCCGAUGCGAGGAGCAAGCAGGUUGA